AUGAGUUUCUUCUGUCUUUGUACCUCGUUGGCUUGUCUACUCGAUUAUAUAUUUACAUUUACGCUAUUUGCGCCAGUUCUUUAUAUUACCGAGAAAACGGAAGAUGGCUAUAUAGUGGCGAAGAAAAUUUCAAAAAAUGAAGAGGAUCAUAAGCCAUGUAUUGAAAGUUACGCCAGACUGAUCUGCUCAUCCAGAGGCCGGGCAAUUGCUCUGGCGCUUCUUGUUGUUCUGUAUUUAUCGUCAGCAGUGGGAGUAUGGAAGAUGAAAUCGACGUUCGAACCAGCCAAAGCUUUCCCAUCCGAUUCACCACUGGCCAGCUCAUUCAACGCUGUCAGGCAAAUGCUAUCCAACAACUUAAAUUUGAAAAAAAAAAAUGUUUGA
Gongylonema pulchrum is the source of this 381-nucleotide messenger RNA. NCBI's taxonomy places the organism in Eukaryota, Metazoa, Nematoda, Chromadorea, Rhabditida, Gongylonematidae. The record is from the annotation of a GenBank genome assembly.